Molecule: messenger RNA, 1014 nt
Organism: Stylophora pistillata
Lineage: Eukaryota; Metazoa; Cnidaria; Anthozoa; Scleractinia; Pocilloporidae
Source: RefSeq, a predicted model, not a curated record
AUGGUAAUGAUUAGGACCGUUCAGAAUGAGUGUUUCGCAGACGAAAUAAAAUUGCUCGAAGGAGCGGAGAGAACCGAAGGUCGAGAUCGUUCGCGACAAAGAAAGAACCUGUUAAAGAAGUCAAGCCUUUACCGCUUAGACCCGUUCGUGUUGAAGGAGUACUCAGAUCGUGCCAUACACAUAGAAAUUCUUGAGUCUAUGGAUACAAGCGCAUUCAUUUGUGCACUUCGUCGUUUCCUAUCCAUCCGAGGACCCACCGCUAGAAUAAGAUGUGACUGUGGCUCAAACUUCAUCGGAGCUAAAUCCGAGUUUGAUCAAGCAUCUCAGGAGAUGGACGAGGGAGCACUGAAGACUUAUCUUGCUAACCAUGGCUGUGAAUGGUCCUUUAAUCCAACCCAUGCUUCCCAUUCUGGAGGAGUCUGGGAACGUCAGAUCAGCACCAUCCGUCGUGUCCCGGAGGCUAUGCUCCUAGAGCUUGGGAACCCUAAACUUACCCAUGAACUGCUCGUUACGUUGCUAGCCGAGGUUUCUGCUUUAGUGAACGCCAGUUCUAUCGCCACUGUCCUAUCCGACGUCGAAGACCCACUGCCCCUAUCACCUUCAAUGCUGUUAACAUUGAAAUCUCGCCCGCUUCUCCCACCUCCCAAGAAUUUCGUUCCACAAGACCUUUAUGCACGUCGUCGCUGGAGAAGAGUACAAUAUUUAGUGGACCAAUUCUGGGUACGUUGGCGACGGGAAUAUCUCCAGUCCCUGCAGAGGAGACCCAAGUGGAACAAGCGAGAACGCAACCUGACAGCUGGAGAUAUAGUUUUGGUGAGAGACAAGGAAGCCCACCGGAACGACUGGCAACUCGCAAGGGUCGCUGAAGCUAUUACCAGUGAAGACGGAGAAGUUAGAAAAGCAAAUGUAUUGAUUUGCAAAGAGGGAGUACGGAAGACUUACCAACGUCCUAUAAGCGAACUCGUCCUAAUCUUACAAUCUCAGGACGUUAAGAACAGUAACUAUGUUAAGUAG